CCUCGUACUGUACAUGUACAUGUGUACAUGUACAGCGUACUCGUAAUUUGUGUGUGCGUCCUUAUUUUCCUUCGGAAUUAAGUAUCCAAAACAUGCCCAAACCAAGACAUUUCAGAAUAUCUGCGGUGAUUUCAGUAUUUGAGUCAUUGCUGAACACCGAUUCAUAGAUACUGAAAACUGGUGAUAGUUUUAGUAUGAGUGUUUGGUGAUAAAGCAACGAACAUCGGUGGCAGUCGCAACGGCACAUGGUGAGGGAUCCGGGUGCCUGCAUUCGAUUGCUUGAGCACCGUGCACACGAAAGUUUCUGCGUCUGGUCUAGGGAUCUCGUUAGAAAUAGACGGAAAUUGCUGAAGCAAAUUUGAAAUGGCUACCGCUGCUGAAGCAAGUGGUUCAGAGCCCGGAGGUUCACAAGAUGAUAUGUGUGUUGUGCUUUUUUCCCAGAGUCAACAUGGAGAAAAAGAAUAUAAACUUGAAAAAGACUCAGAGUUGAGGUUUGAAGUGGAAAAAGAUGAACUUGUGGAACUAAGGUUAAAAGAAGGACUAGCUGAGGUUUUUGGAACAGAAUUGCUGAAGAGUCGUGUCUACAAAUUCACCUCAUUAGCAAAGGUGGCCGUCUACACAUGGCACGGCUGCUCCUUGAAUCUGAAGGGUAAGACAGAGGUAGCCUACAUCUCUAGAGACACCCCCAUGACGACAUACCUCAACACCCAUGCAGCCUUGGAGCAGAUGAGGCAGCAGGCUGAGCAGGAGGGCACUAGAGGGCCAAAGGUGAUGGUCGUUGGGCCCACCGAUGUUGGCAAAAGUACAGUUUGCCGCCUACUACUCAACUACGCAGUCCGAGUUGGAAGAAGACCAACAUUUGUAGACAUUGACGUCGGUCAGGGCGUCAUUUCUGUUCCAGGAACCGUUGGUGCCUUACUAAUUGAGCGGCCAGCAGAUGUAGAAGAAGGAUUCUCAUUGGCUGGUCCCCUAGUGUAUCAUUUUGGAGCAUUGUCACCAGGAGCAAAUCUCAAGCUUUAUACUUUACUGGUAUCGAAUAUGGCAGAGGUCUUCAACAGACGAUGCGUGGCCAAUCAGAGAGCCAGUGUCAGUGGCUGCAUCAUCAACACCUGCGGUUGGAUCAAAGGGGAUGGCUAUAAAUGCAUUACACACGCAGCAAAAGCAUUUGAAGUUGAUGUUAUUAUCGUGCUGGAUCAAGAAAGACUAUACAAUGAGUUAGUACGAGAUAUGCCUCCAUUUGUCAAAGUGGUGCUGCAACAAAAGUCAGGAGGGGUUGUUGAAAGAACAAGAGCAUUCCGUGUGGCUGCACGAGACAGCAGAGUUCGGGAAUACUUCUAUGGAUUUGAAAACUGCUUCUAUCCACACUCUUUUGAGGUCAGGUUCUCCGAUGUCGAAAUAUUCAAAAUUGGAGCUCCAGCAGUCCCUAAUUCUUGUCUUCCUCUCGGCAUGACCCCAGAGGAUAACCAGACUAAGAUGGUUGCAGUCCAACCGAGUAAUGAGUUGUCUCACCACCUGCUCAGUGUCAGUCUGGCGAAGACCAAAGAUGAUGAUCUCCUGAAGACAAAUGUGGCUGGCUUCAUUUGUGUCACUCAUGUUGACAUGGACCGUCGAGUCUUCACAGUACUCUCUCCUGCCCCGAGACCUCUCCCCCGCCGUUACCUGCUUCUCAGUGAGGUUCAGUUCAUGGACAUACAUAAGUGAAACCUCUUCUACUCCUUGAAGGAACAUCUCAUGAGGACCAUCACUGAUUCAUGUUGGUCUGGAACCAAUGUGGAAUUAUUUUGAGUGGAACAUUGAGGACCUUUUCACAGACCCAGGAUUCAGAAAAUGUCAUUAUUCUACGAAUGCCUCUCAGUGUGGCGCCGGUUUUUCUGCAUGGCAUUUGAAAUUUCAUGUUGUGAUUAGAAGCCAAAGUCCGAAGCCUUCUUAUGUGGUAGAAACCUCCAAAUAAUUCUGGAACCAGAGUUAAAGUCGGCGACGAAGAAGAGUCAACUUCCUGUAUUUCCUUCACCAAUGUACAAUUUCAAUUCUUCAGACCAUUUUUAAAGGUGGCAUUUCUUACUCUUUAAAAAAAUGACUUGUAAAUUGUGAAAAAAAGUGGAAGGAGCAAAUGAUACCACGUUAUGGGUUGCAUUGAAAGCUUUAAUCCUACUACCAAGGAUUGGAACAUCAACACAAUAUGCAAAUGCCGAAUGGCUUUGAAGUUAACUUACUUCUUCGAUUUUAAACAUAGAUAUGAAUUUUUUUCUAUUCAUUGGCACGGACACAUUUCUUUUGAAAGAUUCAUAUUUCAAAUUUCAGAUGAGGACAGUUGAAGACGUACGUGUCCAAAUCGGGUUUUCAUUUUUUCGUGGCCUUUGAGUGGCCUUCCAGGUUUGGCAACUUUGGCAGUACUCCGCUCAUGUGUAUUUUAAAACUUGUUUACUGUCUGAAGCAAGCAACUACCUUCAGGCCAACAGCGAGUUUCUUUGAUUUGAUUUUUUAACACAUUUUAAGAGCUCAGUUCAGGCACUUGUAACCACAAGACCACUUUCUUAUUUUGUUUACACCAAUGAAAGUUUCGAAGUUGGCUGUGCUUUUGAUUUUUGCAAACUGAUAUCGUCUUAUGAUACUUUUUAACUGAAUAUUUUGCUCCGGAGUCAAUAAACGACAAAUUCAACGUAA
Molecule: messenger RNA, 2664 nt
Organism: Acanthaster planci (crown-of-thorns starfish)
Lineage: Eukaryota; Metazoa; Echinodermata; Asteroidea; Valvatida; Acanthasteridae
Gene: clp1
Product: cleavage factor polyribonucleotide kinase subunit 1
Biological process (GO): tRNA splicing, via endonucleolytic cleavage and ligation; mRNA 3'-end processing
Cellular component (GO): nucleus; mRNA cleavage factor complex
Molecular function (GO): polynucleotide 5'-hydroxyl-kinase activity
Source: RefSeq, a predicted model, not a curated record